Molecule: messenger RNA, 4015 nt
Organism: Scleropages formosus (Asian bonytongue)
Lineage: Eukaryota; Metazoa; Chordata; Actinopteri; Osteoglossiformes; Osteoglossidae
Product: B-cell lymphoma 6 protein-like
Exons: 10
Coding region: 1118-3220 (700 amino acids)
Biological process (GO): regulation of transcription by RNA polymerase II
Cellular component (GO): nucleus
Molecular function (GO): protein binding; DNA-binding transcription factor activity, RNA polymerase II-specific
Source: RefSeq, a predicted model, not a curated record
UUCCCCUGUUUUCAAUUUUUUUGUGACUAGUUUGGCGCGAAGUUGUGCUUUUGGUAGCCGCCGGUGGCUGAGCUGCUGUGACUGCUGUCUUCUUAAUAAUCCGUUUGUGUCUGAGGAAAGUUUGUGCGGGUUGCGCUGCUGUCUUGAGUGGCCUGUGAGCACCGAGACGGUCGCUGCCUGCUCAGCUCUUCCUCUAUAGAGUCUAUGCUGAAGAGACGUCGCUCUGCAUGCGCCGGACCCGCUGUCCUGCCUGGGUCCCUGUGCCUGUGGACUGUCACUAAGCGCACGGGGAAGAGAGAGAGAGUCAGAGUGUAGCUCGUGUUUAUUUCCGUGAUCAGUAGUAUAGUCAUGGCUGUGAAUCGUUCGCCCGAGGAGGACGUUAAUUUUGAGCUCUCCGCAUAUGUGUGCAGGAAUGACACUUGACAGUCGUGUUCCCCCGUCUUCUCUGAGGUGUCCCGUGGGUGUGCGAUGCUGAUAUGUGCGUAGCCCGGGUUGUGUGUGUGUGUGUGUGUGUGUGUGUGUGUGUGUGUGUGUGUUCCGUUAUUUUUCUACUAAUUGCGAGUCUUCAUUGCCAUCUAGUGUCGUCUCACUUUUCUCAGAGCUGCAGGAAACAUUAUUGGGAUUUGUCUCUACUGACUUUAAAGUAGUAAGCGGCACGUGGUGCUGUGCGCGCGAAGCUGCGCUGUCGGAGAAAAUCGAGUUUUAGCGACUAAGAACCGGAUCGUUUUGACCCUUCCGGAGUCAUUUGAAACGACUAUCGUGAGCAAUUCGGCCAUUUCUUUAGACUAUAUAGAACAGGCUACUGAAGCACCGACGCCUUCAUCCACUGCUCUGUGGAUACGAGGGCAUUUUUGGCUAAUUAUAUUGGGUUUGAAGCCCGCUAAUUUCUAAAUCUAGGGCUGCAUAAUGAUUAGAUGUAGGUGUCCGUCGCUCGCGUGGCGUAACAUGCGAGGUAGCGUUCCGUUCGUGGUGUAGCACGAUGACACUUGUCCUCUAAAGUCAGUGCUCUUUGUGCAACUUUUAAACUUGAAUAGAAGGGCUGCAUCUCCAUUAUUGAGCAAAUGGACGUCCCGAUACCUGCACGAGGGUGGCUCCCCUCUCUUACAAUAUUGACAAAAUGGCAUGUGCGACAGACAGCUGCAUUCAGUUUACCCGGCAUGCAAGUGACGUACUGCUGAACUUCAAUCGACUGCGCAGCCGAAACAUUCUUACCGAUGUCACCAUUCUGGUCAACAGACAACAGUUCCGUGCUCACAAGACUAUCCUUAUGGCCUGCAGUCGGCUGUUCUACACCAUCUUUACGGAUUCUCUGAAAUGCAACCUGAGUGCCAUAAGCCUGGACCCAAAGGUGGACCCAGAAGGCUUUGCCAUUCUGCUGGAGUUCAUGUACACUUCAUGUUUGUCACUGAAGGAAAGCCUAAUCAUGGCAACCAUGAACACUGCCAUUUAUCUGCAGAUGGACCAUGUUGUGGAUACCUGUCACAGAUUUAUAAAAUCCAGGGAAUCUUCUGCCAAGCUUCCCAGGGAGGACUUUCUACCCAGUCCUUUGCUAUUGCCUCAGGAUGUCCACGCAUACAGAGCCCAUGAGGUAGAUGCCUUACCCAGCCGUGUGGCCCCUUUUCGAGAUGCCAGGGCCUAUUGUCCCAGCAUGUUUGGUGCUGUAAAUGCACCUGGGAGCUCCUACCAUCUCUACAGCCACCUGCCUGUCCAGGGAUUCUCAUUUCCUCUGGGAAAACUACCAGAUGUCAAAAACUCAUUCACAGACUUUCCUAAAGGGGGACCCUACCACCACCCAAAGCUCUGCAUGCAGUCUGAAAACAGCACCACAACUGGAGCUGACUACAGGACCUUGGCUAGUGCUGUACCUACCACUGGCCACGUGACCACUCUCUCCUCCAAAGAGGUCACCAGAGAAGAGGGCCGGAAAGAGAGCCACCCAUCUAUGGAUUUGGACUCAAAGAAGCCCACGUUCCUGAUCUUGGCACCAGAGCAACAGGAAAUGAGCAAAGCAACAGCCUCCAUCGAGAUUGAGCGCCACCAGGAGGAGGAAGAGAGUGAGGGAAACGGCCACCGCCCACAUUACUCGCCAAGCAUCUCUGCGGGUUGCCGCAAGAUCCCAAUGGGCAGUCCCCAAAGCCCACUGAAGUCAGACUGUCAGCCCAACUCCCCAACUGAAUCCAGCAGUAGCAAGAAUGCUGCCCUUGGCCACACCCCUGGGUCUCCACCCACACAGGGUACACCUGACCCAAAGGCUCGCAAUUGGAAAAAGUACAAGUACAUUGUACUCAAUUCGGCACACCAGGCCUCCAAAGACAGUGAGGACAGCUCCUGUACCAGACAGUGCUCUCCAUCCUGCUUAUUACCUGGUGAUGCAGAGCCCCCAGUUCCACAGAUCACAAGACUCAGUGAUACCACUGAGGACCUCCAGGUACCCCAAUCCAGCCACCUCAACAGUAUCAACAGGUCCUUGGAGGGGCCACAAAGGAGUGAUGGUCACACCUCAAUUUACCUGAAUCACCUGAAGUGCACAUCCUGUGGUUCCCAGUCUCCCCAGCACUCAGUGUGCACCAACACACCUGGAUCUAGCUUUGGGGAGGAAAUGGCUGAACUGCAGUCAGAAUACUCAGACUCCAGCUGUGAAAAUGGAAGCUUCUUUUGCAAUGAAUGCGACUCCAAAUUUGCAGAGGAAGAUUCUCUAAAACGGCACAUGCUUCAGGUCCAUAGCGACAAGCCAUAUAAAUGUGACCGCUGUCAGGCUGCAUUCCGCUACAAAGGAAACCUUGCCAGCCACAAGACAGUCCACACAGGUGAAAAGCCGUACCGCUGCAACAUCUGCGGCGCUCAGUUCAACAGACCGGCAAACCUCAAGACCCACACCCGCAUACACUCAGGAGAGAAGCCAUACAAGUGUGAGACUUGUGGUGCUCGCUUUGUCCAGGUGGCUCACCUUCGUGCCCAUGUGCUGAUCCAUACGGGGGAAAAACCAUACCCCUGUGAGAUUUGUGGGACCCGCUUUCGUCAUCUGCAGACACUCAAGAGUCACCUUCGCAUUCACACAGGAGAAAAGCCCUAUCAUUGUGAGAAAUGCAACUUGCAUUUUCGCCACAAGAGUCAGCUACGUCUGCACCUUCGCCAGAAGCAUGGCGCCAUCACCAACACCAAGGUCCAGUACCGCACAUCCACCACAGAGCUGUCUGCUGAUCUGACCAAAGUCUGCUGAGCAGAGCCCAUGGAGGAUGUCCCCUACCCUCGCUUAAAUUAACUUCUGAAUUUGUACUACAUGGAAGGAUGGCAAACUAAACUCAGCAGGUCCUCUUAUUCCAACUCGAUUAUAGAACCAGAAAUGGUUCACACUGUAUAAAAUAGUGUGUAUAUACACAUGUUGAUUUGUAAAGUACAGUAAGCUUUAUUUUGACUAGGAAAAAGGUGGGAAUGUAAACUUAAGUUUUAGGAUUAUGCAUUUUGUAUAGAACAUUAAGUCAGUUUGAAGGAUGCUUUCAAUUCUCAGUCGCUUGGACAAAUCGUGCCAACUCAUUUUACUACAAUUCAACAAACUGACAUUGUCUUAUAGAAUGGCUGACCAUUUGGUUUGCUCCGCAUCGUAAUGGGACAAAUGUAAGGCUGUAGGUUUUCAAACGUGUACAAACUGAAUAUAUGCCAUAAUUGACUUGAUGCAGUCAAACAACUUGGAUCUCUGCUGGCAGAGUCAGUAUGGCUUUUUUUGGGGCUUCUGCCAUAAUGGAAUCUCAUCUAAACCACUUCAAGCUUAUGUACAGAACUGCAGCUUGUUUCCUGGCAAAUGGCUUAUUUUGUCCUGAUUAAGUUGUGUGUAAACAUCCAUAAUUUGUACAUAAACUGUACUUUGUGCCUUUCUCUGUGAUCCAGCCCAGUUCUACCACAGUACAAUUCAAAAACACCUUUACAAGCAUGGUUUCCCCCACCCCUCCUUCCAUGCUGCUUUUCCUUUAAAACUUUAAAUUUAAAAUUGCUUGAGUGGUACAUCUUUGACUUUCUC